Ascochyta rabiei is the source of this 1902-nucleotide messenger RNA. RefSeq lists its product as uncharacterized. The coding region runs from base 1 to 1902 and encodes 633 amino acids. The record is from RefSeq and is a predicted model, not a curated record. NCBI's taxonomy places the organism in Eukaryota, Fungi, Ascomycota, Dothideomycetes, Pleosporales, Didymellaceae. The transcript has a single exon.
AUGCAGUCCAUGUUCCGCCUCCCAUGGAGUACCGAGUCGCCAGGCGACAGGAUCAUGGAGAAGGCUACGCUGCACAAGUCAAGACCGAUGCCGGUCGUUGAAAUCCCCGCUUUCAACAUGAAUCAAAUCAAGCGCAAGGCGACGGAUAGCCCCGAGCCGGCAUCGACGCAGCAUGCGCACGUUGUGAAGAAGUGGAAGAGCGCGCAAGGCGAGAUGAAGCCCGCCGCCGCCAAGACUAGUGCGAACUUUGCGGACGCUGUGGCGAUGGAAAGCUCGAAGCCCGAAGAUGCACAGAGCAUGCCUCAGACUGCUUCUGCGCAUGUUCUGGAAUCGCGGCCUAAGGCGCAAUUACCGAGGAAGGACAGUGUGCUGAAGAGCAAGACGUCGAAACCGCAGCAGGCAAAUGUGAAGUCCGAGACCGCCAGCACUCCUGAAAUCUCCAACGCAACAAAUUUGACUGCUGCUCAACAAGCGAUCGAGGCGCAAAUCAGCUACGAGAUCCUUUUGAAGCACAACGAACUUCGUCUUAUCGAGCAAGAGUUGGCCAAGUGUCAGGUUUCCAUGGAGCAGCUCAGGCGUUGUUCGAUGAUCCCAUUCCCAGGCACUGAGGGUCUCUCCGACAACCUCAGUCAAGGUGUCGGCGCUGCUCUGCAACCACCCACCGGCUACACGGAGCCUCAAUUUGCUGCGCCCUGGGGAGUCACCGACGGUCCAUACACUCGUCAUUACGCCAAGUGGUUGAUCUCGGACAUGCAGUUCGACUCCAUGUCUCAUCGUGCGCUCGCUCAGCAGACUCAGAGUUACUUUGGUGCUGGUGAGGGCAGGACGACGCGCGCCAGCUUCGGUGAUUAUCAUCAUGCGAACAAGGGCCGCACGUCGCGAACUUCGACUGGAAUGUUGAAGCUCCCGCCUCUCGGUGAAAAUCCAGCACCAGCACCAAAGAUUGACCCUCUGCUGCACAAGCGAUCUACCGACGGUCAGUGGGUACGAUUGUACUGCGCCCAGUGCGGUCACAGCAACUUCUCCAACACGCAAGGCUUCCUCAACCACUGCCGCAUUAAGCACAGCCUGGUGUUCAAGAGCCACGACCAGGCAGCCAUCGCCUGCGGUGUCCCUGUGGAUAUCAACGAGGCUGGUCAACCGGUCACUGCGACCGAGCCUGUCAGCACUCCGGCCUCGGCACCUGCAGUGUCAUUUUCCAUGCCUGCUACGCCUGGUAUCGUGAACCCUCUCGCAGCCCAGCCCAGCCUAUCUCAGCAGGCCAAGGACGUCUACCGCGAUUUCAACGCUGCGCCACGUGAGGAAUCGCAGCCGACCGCAGUCGACUUCACUGGCUCACUGUCAACACCGCAUCUGAGCGCUUUGGCUCAAAAACGCGGCUUCGAGGGCAACCUGGAGGAGCUUGUCACUACGGCUCGAUCCAAGGUUGAUCUUGACGCGAUCGAGCAUUCAGAUGACGAUCUCGCGGACACCACUGCAGCUCCGACCCCGGUCAAUGCCAACCCGCCUCAGCUAGCGCGCCUUCCCGUUAGCGCCCCCAACAAAGCGCCUGCAAGCAAGGCCCCCUUGGCACGGCCAGGCAGUAGGAAGGGCAACCAAGCCAGUCACGCCAGACUUCCGUUUUCGUUCCCAUCGCCCGUCAAGUCAGAGUGUGAUGAGCACAUGCCAGACUCGCCGUUGGACCUCAGCCCUCACACUGUUGAGUCCAACCCCGGUCUAGUAAGCGACCACGACGACGAUGACGACGACGAGGAUGAUGCGCACAGCCAGCCCGACUUCAUGCUUCACGACGAUGUCGUUGUCGAGGAUGCGAGCGACGUUGAAGGCUCGCACGAGCGCGCAAGCUCUCGCCAUGGGCUCAAUAGCUGUUGCGAGAAGGGUGAGAUGAGCCACAAGCAUUAG